Molecule: messenger RNA, 3912 nt
Organism: Medioppia subpectinata
Lineage: Eukaryota; Metazoa; Arthropoda; Arachnida; Sarcoptiformes; Oppiidae
Source: the annotation of a GenBank genome assembly
AUGACAGACAAGAAGAAUAAGAAGAAUAAAUUGCAGGAUGUGUUGACUGGAAGCGUUAGUACAGUGUUUAGCUCCAAAUCCAAGAACAAGAAUGCAAACAAUAACAGCAGCGAUGGCUCUAAUAACCAAAGCGGUGGUUACGGCGGCGGCGGUCACAACACUGGCACUCAUUUGGGGCUUAACUGGCGGACAGACACUCAGCCAUCACUUAACAGACCCAAUAGUGAAGAAUUUGGUACUAACUAUGAGGUGAAUGCUAUGACAGGCGGUGAUGAGAGGCACAUGUCUCUACCAAACUUGGAUCAGUUGACUGACGACGACAUUAACAUUCAGUUUGAGUCAAUGCUUGAUGACAUGAAUUUGACUGAAGAGAAGAAGAAGCCUUUGAGAGCGAGUCGUAUGGAGCAGAAGAAGUCACUGCUUGGGGCGCACUAUAAGCAGAAGUUUGCGUCCAAUAGAUCCCGAUUUGUGACACCCAAUGAUUACGUGAAGUUUCUUCAGGAGAAUACAGACAUUUCAAGCGAAAAGCUCUACCGUUGUAUUGAAUCGUUACGAAUAGAGUUAACUAAUAAACCCGUUUCGUGGGUCAAACAAUUUGGCCAAAAUCAAGGUCUUCAGUGUCUGCUUUCGGUUCUCAAAAAUUGCUACCAAUGCCAGGGCUCGUCCGCACGACAGGCCCAUAAAGUACAGCACGAGUGCAUCAAAUGUCUUAAGGCCCUCAUGAAUAACACGGCCGGUAUAAACCAAGUGUUUGAGCACAAGGAAGCGCUGACAAUAUUGGCGCGUUCUCUGGACCCGAACCAGACAACUGUGAUGAGCGAAGUGGCGGAACUGUUGGCCGCUCUCUGUCUGGUCAACAAAGACGGCACCAAUGGUCACGACAAAGUGCUCGAAGCGAUGACUAUUUGUGCCGAACAGAACAACUCUGUCGACCGAUUCUCGCCGAUCAUCGAAGGCAUGCGCAACGCUGGGAACGUGUCCUUACGACUGGCGUGUAUGCAACUCAUCAACGCUGUCAUCACCAACAAUGAAGACUUCGACUUCAGACUCCAUCUCCGCAACGAAUUCUUUAGGACUGGUUUUUACGAUCUUUGGGACGACUCUCUCCUUCCCCUCAUUCAACAGCACAACGACUCGGAAGAGUUGGUGACUAAGAAUUUGCACACAAAGACACCGAAUGAAAAGUUGGUUGAUAUGAUCAAUGUGUUCAACAAUGCCAAAGAUGAAGACUUCGAGGAACUCAACCAACGCUAUGAUAACAUUCGCUUCGAGUUGGACGAUAUGGAUGAGUGCUUUAAUCUGAUUAAAAACAGUGUCCGCAACACUCCGGCCGACAAUCAUUUGCUCUCAGUUUUCCAACAUUUGCUUCUCAUUAGAGACGACGUUUACUCGAGACCCGCUUAUUAUCGACUUAUCGAAGAGUGUGUGUCACAGAUAGUACUGCAUAGGAAUGGUGUGGACCCUGACUUUAGACACACCAAACGGUUUAAGAUAGAAGUGGAUUACGUGAUCGAACACAUUGUCGAACGCUCUAAAGAGGAGGACCACAAGACUAGCUCUGAUCUGAACAAAAAGCUCGAGGAAGCGUUGACUGACAAAGAGGAAACAGAGGCUAAACUGCAACAAUUGCAGAUCAGAUUACAACAACUCGAAACUGACACCCAAUCCAACAAAUCUAAACCCAUUCCAAACAUUGCCAUUCCUCCCCCUCCCCCUCUACCCACUGGAGGUCCUAUACCACCACCGCCUCCAUUGCCACCCAUGACUGGUGGCUCAAUACCACCGCCGCCCCCUUUUCCACAAAUGUCUGGAGGACCGCCGCCACCACCACCACCUCCCCCGCCUGGUGGCGGACCUCCACCCCCACCCCCUUUGCCUGGAAUGGGUUUGCCUCCUCCCCCGCCACCCGGUUUAGGUUUACCUAAUGCUAUGCAUUUGAAUGCAAACCAAAUUGAGUUUCCUUACGAUAUUAAACGUAAGAAAUAUGAACCAAAAACACCACUAAAGAAACCAAAUUGGAAAAAGUUAACUCCAACCAAAGUGUGUGAGGACUCCAUUUGGGUUGAGAUCAAAUGUGACGACCAAUUGGUCGGUGAAGAUGUAUUCGACUCACUGUCUAUGCAAUUCUCAUCGGAUCCACACCAUAGAGUGCCUAAAGAGCUGACAAAUACCAGCGAAAAAGUUCAAACUAUUAAGAAGACUAAAGAACUUAAAGUUUUAGAUACAAAGACCGCCCAAAACUUAUGUACGAAUUUUAAUUCAUUUACUCUAUAUUUAUGCCAAUUAUUAUUUGCAGUGAUUUUGUUGGGAUCUGUGAAGAUGUCAGCCGAGGAAUUAAAGAAUCAUAUUUUUUCGGUCAAUGAACAAGACUUGAGUGAAAAUAUUUUACAGCAAAUUCUUCGAUAUCUACCGCCAGAGAACCAACUCUUAAAACUUGAAGAGUCUCGCAAUGAAAUCGAUAGUUUACACGAAGCAGAGAGAUUUGCGCUAACUUUGGGUUCAAUCAAAGGAUUGGUUAAGAGAUUGAAUGCCAUUUCAUUUAAGAUGAAAUUUAAGGAAUCAGUUCAAGACAUACAGCCAGAUGUGGUCAACGCGACCAUCGCUUGUGAAGAGUUGCGGAAAUCUCCCAAAUUUGCGUUAAUUGUAAAGUUAGUUCUUGUUCUCGGAAACUAUAUGAACGCUGGCUCUCGAAAUGCACAGUCGAUAGGCUUUGAGAUUAGUUUUCUGCCAAAACUGAGUUCUACUAAAGCGGCAGAUAAUAAGUCAACACUUUUGCACUUUUUGGCACAAACUGUAGAACAGAAACAUCCGGAAUGUCUUAAUUUCUGGGAAGAAAUCAUUCACUGCGAUAAAGCGGCCAGAGUAUCUCCGGAACAAACACUGAAGAAUCUGAACGCUAUGCGCAAAAGUAUCAAAGAAUUAGAUUUAGAUCUCAAGAACUUUAAGCCAUUGAACAGUGAAGACAAGUUUGGAGACAUAAUGUCCAAGUUUUUGAUAGAAGCCAAGGAUAAGUUUCAAAUUCUUGAACAUCAGUUCAAUAAAAUGGACCGACUUUUCACUGAAAUCGCCAGAUAUUAUACAUUUGAUCAGAAGAAGUACACAAUGGAUGAGUUCUUUAGCGAUAUUAAGUCAUUCAAAGACCAGUUCAUUGACGCCAAGAAUGAGAACAUCAAGAAGAGAGAGAUGGAAGAGAAGAUGAGGCGCGCAGUGAAAGCCAAAGAACAGGCAGAGCUCGAGAAACUGGAGAGAAAGUCGAAACGAGUGAACCUCGAUAUUGCCAAAGACCAGGAGGGCGUUAUGGACAGCCUUCUCGAGGCACUCCAAACUGGCUCUGCUUUCGCACAAACCAAACGCAAACGACAACAACGACCUCUCAAUCCCAACGAAAAGCAGAAUCUGAACGCUAUGCGCAAAAGUAUCAAAGAAUUAGAUUUAGAUCUCAAGAACUUUAAGCCAUUGAACAGUGAAGACAAGUUUGGAGACAUAAUGUCCAAGUUUUUGAUAGAAGCCAAGGAUAAGUUUCAAAUUCUUGAACAUCAGUUCAAUAAAAUGGACCGACUUUUCACUGAAAUCGCCAGAUAUUAUACAUUUGAUCAGAAGAAGUACACAAUGGAUGAGUUCUUCAGCGAUAUUAAGUCAUUCAAAGACCAGUUCAUUGACGCCAAGAAUGAGAACAUGAAGAAGAGAGAGAUGGAAGAGAAGAUGAGGCGCGCAGUGAAAGCCAAAGAACAGGCAGAGCUCGAGAAACUGGAGAGAAAGUCGAAACGAGUGAACCUCGAUAUAGCCAAAGACCAGGAGGGCGUUAUGGACAGCCUUCUCGAGGCACUCCAAACUGGCUCUGCUUUCGCACAAACCAAACGCAAACGACAACAACGACCUCUCAAUCCCAACGCAUCUAGCGGCAGUUCAUGA